CGCGCUAGUGGCAGACCUACACAGUGCCGUGGCGUUUAGGGUGCUUGAGUGUCCGCACCAACUCUGUUACAGCGAGAGCCGCGGCUUCAGCCCCAGCUGUCCACAAACCGAGAGCAGGUUGUAGUCCGCGAACAGCGAAGCGAAGGAAAAGAAAAGUAGUUGUUGAGGAAGGGAAACAGGUCGGCUACUGCGGGUGCUGCUGCCGCUGGGGAGGGAUAUUUCAGGUGCACUUUGUUAGCAGACUUUGAUAGGUCGUUUGCUCCGCAUAUUACCGGACGGAAGAUACCAGAAGUAGAAAGGGAACCGAGUUGGACGUUUCCUUUCUUCCGCAAAAAAAGAGACUUUGCCCUCUCGUAAAUGCUCCAGAUGGCAUCAACUGAGUCGCGGCUCCAGCAGCAGCCCUCGCAGAAGGAUGCAGCCGACCAGAACUUUGACUACAUGUUCAAGCUGCUGAUCAUUGGCAACAGCAGCGUGGGGAAAACUUCCUUCUUGUUCCGCUAUGCCGACGACUCCUUCACCUCCGCUUUCGUCAGCACCGUGGGCAUCGACUUCAAGGUCAAGACUGUCUUCCGCAAUGACAAGAGGAUCAAGUUGCAGAUCUGGGACACGGCAGGGCAAGAACGCUAUCGCACCAUCACCACAGCCUACUACAGAGGAGCCAUGGGCUUCCUGCUCAUGUAUGAUAUCACUAACCAGGACUCCUUCAACGCAGUUCAGGACUGGGCAACGCAAAUCAAGACAUACUCGUGGGACAAUGCUCAGGUGAUCCUGGUUGGUAACAAGUGUGACCUGGAGGAUGACAGGCUUAUACCCACAGAGGAUGGCCAGCGACUGGCUGAGGAGCUAGGUUUUCAGUUCUUUGAGGCCAGUGCCAAGGACAACAUCAACGUUAAGCAGGUGUUUGAACGUCUAGUGGAUGUUAUCUGUGAGAAGAUGAACGAGAGCAUGGAAGGAGACGCCAACCUCAUAGCCAACCACAGCAACCAGGGCCUUAAAGACUCACCUUCAGAGAGCCACGGGGGCUGUGCUUGCUAAACCAUCUGCCUUCUUAGUCUCCAAACACACACACACACACACACACACACACACACACACACACACACACACACACACACACACACUGAAGAAUAACUUGUCUGUGCCUCAACCAUGAAAAGUGCCGCACCUCCCCUUUCACUUGAGCCAUACCGAGCUCUGCCCCAUCCACACAGCACAGAUAAUCUUCAUCAGCACAUCCUCCUCCUCCUCAGACCUGUCUUUCCUUCAAAGAGACCCACUCUGUCGCUUUCUUUCUCUUAAGGGUUAAGCCUGCAGACUUUAAGCCUCCACAUACACCACUUUGACUGCUGUAGCCCCAUUAACUACCACUUGAAAUCUAGUGAAACAUUUAUUCAGUGCAUUCAGUUUUCUUAGACAAAUAUUUUUAUAGACAGCAACAAGCUAGCUAGCAGUUUAUCUUGAAAAUUUUGAUUUGAUCGAUGAACUGUUUAAAUGUGUUAUACUGUAGAAACUAGUUAUGUCAUGUUCCAAUAGGACUUCUCUUCGGUCUAAUAUUUAUUAAGGUAUUGAUUUCUGAUGGAUUUUAGCAGCUCCAAGAAGUUUUGUGCUUGAUGAGUCUUGUCCAGGAUGCUCCCCUCUAGGGACUGAUUAAAGGGAGGAAACAUGAAUGAGUCUUGCACAGCGUGCUGAAAGUUUUCAGCAUUGCCAACCCUCAAGGGCAAGUUUGACAAGAACUUUGCUUUCUUGUCAGGAGUAAAAAAAAAAAAAGGUACCACUGCUGCUUAUGGUAAAUAAAGCUACUGCCUAGAGCUGGUUAACUUAGCCAAGCAUAAAGACAUCGAUAUACUAAACUUCAUAUUCAAAACAUGCUGAUUUUUUCCAGUCAGAAUAUAGUAAAUCAGCUGCAGUAGAAGCGUAAUAACUACUGUACAAACACGUGUGACCAAUCUUCUCUUCAAACCUAAUGAAGGAACUGUUUGAGUUAUGUUUAAGUCCAGUCUAGAGCUUCCCUUCACCUCUUCUUCUUGCUGUUUACUAAAUGUCAGGUCUGCCACACAGUGUGAUGUACUAGUGUCAGCAAGCCCCUCAUGUGACAUGCCCUCAGUCACCCCAUUGUGCCACUCUUUUUUUUUAACGCCUUCUAUCUCACACACACAAAUACACACACACACACACACUGCUCCCUUAACUGUAGCAUGACACUGUGUUUAGUAGGUGAGCAGUUACAAUGUGGUGAAUUAUCUUUUUUUUUUCCCUUUGUUUGUUACUGACACGACUGUUUUCAAGAAGUGCAGCACAUUACGUGUGUUUGUGCCCAGAAAGGGGGACAACCACUGAUCUGUGAGGACGAUAAGUCCGGACACCAAACAUGCUGUUGCAACUAUCAGGAGGAACAGUGAGCCGGUGCAGAGCAUCACUUUAUUCCCCGUUACUGUUAUAAAUCAAUGUGAAUAAAAUGCCGUUUUAGAAUGACUCCACAUAAUUGUAUUUUAUACAUCUUGUUUUGUUCCUGCUGUUUGGACAAGAUUUCAGUGUUGAAAGGUCAGUUUGACCCUCCUGAAAACGUCAUCCUGAUGGGAAAGAUUGAAAUUUGGAGCAUCUUUUGGAUUUCACCACAAAUCAGGGAUGGGAAAAAAAGAAUUGUAUGUUUUGUUUUGUUUUGUUUUUUAAAAUCUUUUUAUUUUUAUUAUUACCAUCCAUGUGCAGACUGUUGACUGUCAGUUAGUAUUAACCAUAGCCUCUGUACAGCGAUAGCAGCCUCAUGCUGCUAACUGCUGGUCAGCCCACUCCCUGCUACUGUACGAGCCUGCGGCCACUUAUCUCUCCUGUCAGCAUGUGCUGCUGAAUAGUGAUAUAGUUUGACAGGUAUUAGAUGUUAUCAUAUCACGUGUCUGUGGCAUGCUGCGUUUUGAUGGAGGGGUCUAAAAUAGGGAAGUUGUGUGCAAGAUCAGUAAUUCAUAACACUAUUUGUAUUAUAUCAUGCAGUUUUGCAGUGUAUUAAAAUGGCAUGCAAAAACCAUGUUUCUCUUACUGAGCUUCUGAUGGGGACUGCUGCUUGAAACAUGCUGUUCUGCUCUGUCCACUGAUAUCACAUUUUAGUUCAGCAGGUAUCUGCCAUUGUGCUCAGACGCUCUUGUGCAAACAGGUUUGAACCUCCGCUUUUAGUCCUAGAGAUGUUCUUUCUUUCUUAUGCUUAUGGCAUAUGUAUUUUAAUGUGUUACAUUCCUGAUUGAUAGCUUUAUAAAAGAUGGGAGAUUAGAUCCUUUGUGCCGUUUACUAUAUCUUCUGAAUGUGCAGGGUGAACCCAUUGUUUGGAAAGAAAAAAGUGCAUCUUAUAUGAAAAUAAAGAAUA
Messenger RNA from Pelmatolapia mariae (spotted tilapia), 3352 nucleotides. It is a transcript of the gene rab3db, whose product is annotated as RAB3D, member RAS oncogene family, b. The transcript has 5 exons. The coding region runs from base 358 to 1035 and encodes 225 amino acids. The record is from RefSeq and is a predicted model, not a curated record. Gene Ontology annotation, molecular function: GTPase activity; GTP binding; myosin V binding. Gene Ontology annotation, biological process: protein secretion; protein localization to plasma membrane; regulation of exocytosis. Gene Ontology annotation, cellular component: plasma membrane; synaptic vesicle; endosome. NCBI's taxonomy places the organism in Eukaryota, Metazoa, Chordata, Actinopteri, Cichliformes, Cichlidae.